GCACACGACCGCACACACAGGACCGCAGUGCUCGGGACGCGAUUAUACUUUUCCUUGGAUGGUGAAUGAAUCUCAUGAGUUACUCAAGAAUAAUUCAUGAAAACCGGAUGAAACAUGCAGAUAACCUCAUACGUAAACUUAACCAUUUCUAAAAAAUACCUGAAAUAACCAUCAUCAAAACCCUUAACUUAACCAUCCCUAACUUAAUACCGAAACGUAAGCAUCUCUAACCUAAUACAUAACGUAAACGUAACCGUAUAAACAGCUUAAAUCUAAAAUGUAUGAAUGUAUUGUUGACCUUCUCCUUCUGUUUGGAGAAAACAAUAAAAAAAAAUAAAAAAAAGCAGGGACCGGGGAGUGCGGUCCUGCGGCUGCAGGGUCCCGAUAGUGCGGUCCUGAAGUUGCAGCCUCCGGUACUGCAGGAACUGAGCAAAGGGCAGCAGAGCUCCUGGGCUCCAGUCAUAAUGUAGUGAGUACUGACAGCGUCGAAAACACCAUCAACACAGUCCCACCAGUCCACAAGAACCAACAGAUCCCUCAUCAGGGAGAUCUAAUGCAGUGGUGGCCAUGGCUUCCCACUCGACCUUCGCCCCUCCUAAACUGGCGGACUACAUCCUCACGGAGCGGCUGGGCAGCGGCACCUACGCCACGGUGUAUAAAGCCUACAGCAAGGGGGACAGCCGGGAAGCGGUGGCGGUGAAGGUGGUGUCGAAGAAGACGUUGAACAAGACGUCGAUGGAGAACCUCCUCACGGAGAUCGAGAUCCUGAAGACCGUGCGCCACCCUCACAUCGUCCAGCUGAAGGACUUCCAGUGGGACAGCGAGAACAUCUACCUGAUCCUGGAGUGGUGCUCCGGAGGAGACCUCUCGCGCUUCAUCCGCAGCAGGAGGCUGCUGCCUGAGAGGGUGGCUCAGCGCUUCCUGCAGCAGAUCGCCUGCGCCCUCCAGUACCUCCAUGGAAGGAACAUAUCCCACCUGGACCUUAAGCCCCAGAACAUCCUGCUGAGUGGUUCUGUACUCAAGCUGUCAGACUUUGGCUUCGCGGCGUACAUGUCCCCGUGGGACGAGCAGAGCGCCCUGCGGGGGUCCCCUCUCUACAUGGCCCCCGAGAUGGUGUGCCGGCGGCAGUACGACUCCCGGGUCGACCUGUGGUCCGUGGGCGUCAUCCUCUACGAGGCGCUGUUCGGCCGGGCCCCGUUCGCGUCCCGGUCCUACGCGGAGCUGGAGGAGAAGAUCCGCAGCGACCGGCCCAUCGAGCUCCCCCCGGGGGCCCGGGUGUCUGCGGACUGCCGGGACCUCCUGCUGAGGCUCCUGGAGAGGAACCCGGAGACCCGGAUCACCUUCACCCAGUUCUUCAGCCACGGCUUUGUGGACCUGGAGCACAUGGCCGGCCCAGACAGCCUGGGGAAGGCGAAGGAGCUGGUCCUGCGGGCCGUGGAGAAGGACCAGGGGGGGGAGCGGGCGGCGGCGCUGAGCCUCUACUGCAGCGCCCUGGAGCACUUCGUCCCCGCCGUCCACUAUGAGACGGACCGCUCGCGUAAGGAGACCCUGAGGCAGAAGGUCAGCCAGUACGCCUCCAGAGCAGAGGAGCUGAAGGCGCUGGUGGCGUCGGACAACCGGGAGCACUUUGAGGAGGCCCGGACGGCCAGGGACGUCCUGCGAGAGAUGUCCCGGGACAGACCACGGCUUCUGGCCGCCCUGGAGCUGGCCCGUGUCGCCAUAGCCAAGGAGGACAGUGGGUCUGAGGACCAGGAGGUACUGGACCUCUACCAGCACUGCCUGGGGGAGCUACUGCUGGCACUGGCAGCUGAAUCCCAGGGCCGCAGGCGGGAGCUGCUCCACAGUGAGAUCAAAAGCCUCAUGAACAGAGCGGAGUACCUCAAGGAGAAUAUCAAGAUGCAGGCGACCCAGAAGGCCGUGUCCCAGGACCGGGAGCCCCUGUCUGAGUCCGUCAGAAGCUCCUGCUGUCUGCAGUGACUCUCCAGACUCUCCAGACUCCAGGCUCCUCGUCUACAGACUCAAGGCCACCAGGCUCCAGUUUUUAGGCUCCAAGCUCCUGGCUUCAGGCUCCAGGCUCCUCGGCUACAGACUCAAGGCCACCAGGCUCCAGUUUUAAGGCUCCAGGCUCUAAGCUCGUGGCUCCAGACUCCACUGCUGCGAACCACCCACAGAAACAGCAGCAGAGCAGGCUGACACCCGGUAGCACGCCUCCCCUAAUUGGUCAGCCGGCCGCCCACCCAUCUCUCCCUGGACGUGUCUGGUGGUCGCUGCCUGGUUGUUGUGCUCGGCCAGAUGUUGGCUGAGGAGCCUCACUCUGAUCUGCACCGUGGAGAAACAACAGCUAAUCUGGUCUGAAAACAAAGGAGAAGUGGUUUCUGAGGAGCGGAUCACACAGUGGGUUCUGCCCAAUAGGGAUUGUGAAUUUUCGCCGUCAAUCUUCUUUUGAACUCUUCAAGCUGUCAAGACUACUACCAAAACACCGGAGAACUCGGUCUCACAUCGCAGUGUUUUUUUGUCGUUUUUUCUUUUACACAACAUGUUGACGUGUACCUUUCAAACAAGCAUGUCUGCAACAUCACACACUCUAUAUUGACUAACUGUGAAACAAAUAAUGUCAUAUUACAUUAUCCUUUUGCAUUACAUUGAGGCUUCACCAUGCAAACACACACGCACAAACAGAUGCUCUCACUUUCGCUCUCUCUGACAACUGAAUAAAAACGUUCAGGGUCUCUCUGUCUCUGUCUCUGUCUCUGUCUCUCUCUCUCUCUCUCUCUCUCUCUCUCUCUGUGUCUCUGUCUCUGUCUGUGUAGAUGCUCUAUCAGUCAUUGGUUUCCUGCUGUCUCUCGUCCUGCCCUCCCACUGACGGGUACUCCCCAACCCGCCACAGCCCCCCCCUGACGGUUCCUCCCCACCACUAAGAGGGGGUACCUGGAGAGACCGACCUGUGCCUUAUUUACCCUGGACAUGCGCUGGUUGCUGGGGUUUGGGUUUGGCAGCGGCCACACUCUGAGGCCCACAGCGAACAGGACGUCAGAGUGGAGGAGAGACGCUGCAGGUUGAAAUCCCUCGCCGGCAGUAUGGACGGAUUAACCCUCGGAUUAAUCCUGAACGGGAACUUUAAGUGUUGAUGUGAAACAAAGUCAAGAGAAGCGUUUGGUUCCCCUGCUUUCUGUGCUGCUGUGUUGCUCAUAUUCUAAUGAAUUAAAAGUGCUGUCUUCUUAUUUUGAAA
Messenger RNA from Gadus macrocephalus (Pacific cod), 3229 nucleotides. It is a transcript of the gene ulk3, whose product is annotated as unc-51 like kinase 3. Gene Ontology annotation, molecular function: ATP binding; protein serine/threonine kinase activity. Gene Ontology annotation, biological process: autophagosome organization; peptidyl-serine phosphorylation; protein autophosphorylation. The record is from RefSeq and is a predicted model, not a curated record. The transcript has 17 exons. Bases 568 to 1977 code for a protein of 469 amino acids. Gene Ontology annotation, cellular component: autophagosome; cytoplasm. Lineage: Eukaryota; Metazoa; Chordata; Actinopteri; Gadiformes; Gadidae.